CUCACAAUGGCGUCACGCUUGGCACGAAGCGCCGUCGGCGCUCCCCUCCUCCGACCCGUCCUCGCCCGCCGAGCCGCCCCUGCCAUCUCCGCCGCCGCCGUGCGAUUCAACAGCAAUGUCCCCGCCGAGGAGCCCAAGAAGAAGGCCCAGAGCCUCAUCGACGCCCUUCCCGGAAACAGCCUGCUCAGCAAGACGGCCAUCCUGAGCUCCGCCGCCGGUCUCUCCAUCUACGGCAUCUCCAGCGAGUACUACGUCAUGAACGAGGAGACCAUCAUCGCCAUCUGCCUGCUCUCCGUCUGGGGUGGUCUGAUCAAGUACGGUGGCCCUGCCUACAAGGAGUGGGCCGAGGCGCAGAACAACAAGAUCAAGAACAUCCUCAACAGCGCCCGUGCCGACCACACCGAGGCUGUCAAGGGCCGCAUUGAGGACGUCAAGCAGAUGGGCAGCGUCGUCGAGAUCACCAAGAACCUGUUUGAGGUUUCCAAGGAAACCGCCAAGCUCGAGGCUGAGGCUUUCGAGCUCGAGCAGAAGACCGCCCUGGCCGCCGAGGCCAAGAGCGUCCUUGACUCCUGGGUCCGAUACGAGGGCCAGGUCAAGCAGCGACAGCAGAGGGAGCUUGCUCAGUCUGUCAUCGCUAAGGUCCAGAAGGAGCUCGAGAACCCCAAGGUCCUCCAGCAGAUCCUCCAGCAGAGCGUUGCCGACGUUGAGAAGAUCGUCGCCGCCAAGCAAUAGAUGACCAACCGCCGCUAGAGUCUCGAUCACUAGAUUCCACAGUUUCCCUUUGUACCCCUUUUGUGUCAUAAAACAACACCUGUGCAUUAGCCGAAUCAAUCAAGACCCUAGUUCCUUCACUGCUGGAAAGCUAUUGUUGCCUGUGAGAUACGUCAAGAUAGGGUCAAUUGCGUUUCAAUUGGGUUUGUCGGAGCUAUAAUUUGCUCUUCGGGAAAGGUCGGGAUCUCCGAUAUCGCCUAUCCUAUCUUCCGAGUUGAGCGAAAAAUCAAAACAAAUAUCAACACGAUGUCGUCUAUUUUCG
Molecule: messenger RNA, 1033 nt
Organism: Fusarium vanettenii 77-13-4
Lineage: Eukaryota; Fungi; Ascomycota; Sordariomycetes; Hypocreales; Nectriaceae
Exons: 4
Coding region: 7-732 (241 amino acids)
Biological process (GO): proton motive force-driven ATP synthesis
Molecular function (GO): proton transmembrane transporter activity
Source: RefSeq, a predicted model, not a curated record